Acaulospora colombiana is the source of this 943-nucleotide messenger RNA. Lineage: Eukaryota; Fungi; Glomeromycota; Glomeromycetes; Diversisporales; Acaulosporaceae. The record is from the annotation of a GenBank genome assembly.
AUGACGACGGAUCAUUCGGAUUACGUUUUCGUUUUUACGGCAGCCGACGCAGGGAGCGCUAACCAAGGCACCUCAUGGUAUCAAAAUUUCUUUCGACCGAAUGGCACUGUUCACGGUAGCAAUUACAUGGCAACCGCGGAUUCAACCAAUGUUCGUUCCCUUUCAAAUAAUUAUGACGUUCGACAAGCAACUUCCAACGCCGCACCACCGCCAAGUUAUGAAGAAGCCAUCGCCGAUUCCGUAAAUCCCUCUACAUUCACGAUAACACCGGUGGCCCAGUCUGUGAAUGUGAGGCCGCCUGAACAAAUUCUAGUUAUUCCAAAUGAUGCGUCAAGAGGCGAAGGGAUGCAAAACGACUAUAGCGGAACGGAAACGGAUAGGUCAAAGUUGCUUUCGAACGAUGAAGUAAAUCGUGAUGAGGGUGGUACCUCAUACAGUAGAGAAGCACCAUUUCAGGUGCCCAGUGGUUAUGAAACUUCGUCUCCGCCAGAAUACACAAUGUCGGACGCAAAUUUUCACGUUUCAGAUAGGGGAGUUACCUCCUCCGAUCCAAAAUUAAAUAAUGAAGCAGAAUCUUUAUAUCGAUUUUUCAUUGCACAUAACAACAAACCUCAAAUGGCCGUAUCAAUUCAUGGUUACCAUAGCGAAUGGCAAGAUGAAACUUACACUUACGUAGAUCAGAAUGGAGAUACUAAAUUUGCAACUAGAUCAAAACAUGUGGAAGUUACGGACUUCAAAUAUACUUGUGAUUUAACUGAUUACAUUUUUCCCAAUGGGGAAGUGCAUAUAAUAGAUAAAGAGAAUUGUAAAAUGAAUAUCAUGGAUUUGUUAAAGGAAUAUGUAGAAAAUAGAAAUAUCUUGAAGGAGAUUGAAAUGCGAAAGGUGGUGCUUUGGGAUUAUGAAUCGCUAACAAAGGCGAUUUCGUCAGCAAUUCGAAGACAAG